AUGGAUUUUACUCUACCUGAGAUGAACACCUUUUACUGGACCAACACCUGCCUGGAUCUCAGCAACAUUGAGGAUUACGCACAAACUCCAAACAGAGUAUCCAAUGAUGUGCCCUACAUGCGUCCAGACACUCACCGUCGCAGGAAGCGCACCACUUUCAGUAAAGCACAGCUAACCGAGUUGGAGAGGGCCUUCUCCAUUACGCAAUAUCCCGACAUCAAGAUGAAGGAGUCCUUGGCCUCUCUGACUGGCCUACCUGAGUCCAAAAUCCAGGUCUGGUUUCAGAAUCGCCGUGCAAGACAUUUCAAGAGUAAGAAGCCGCCAAGACACUCUCCAAAACCUAACGCAGAGUCUUACCAGUCACAGCACUUCAACACCCCCCUCAGCCCGCCAUUCGCCCAGGUCCCCACAUUCUCACCUCCCCCGAGCCUGACCCCCUCUCCUGGAUACACCACGUCCACACUUACCAUCUCCUGCCCGCUCUCAGACAUUCUGGAGGCGAGAGCUCUGUCACUACCAAUGCCAGCAUCACCGGAACAGGCCGCGGUGCCCGGGUCACCACAUGGGCACUGCGGGAAGAACUACAUGGAGAUGCCGGACUUCAGCGACCUCUGCGGGGAUGAUUUCCUUCACAACUCUCUGAGUGAGUGGGACAUCCCUGAAGAGCUGGAGGCUUUCCUUGGGAUCGACCCCCUGGCCGCCCAAACCCGCUGUGGGCCCGUCAAACCCGAGCCUAAGCAGAAUUCACUAAGCCCUGACGAGUUCAUCCAAGGAGGAAAGCUCAUCACCGACGAGUCCGCCUCUGACCUGUCCGAUCUGUCUCUGCAGGAUCUGGGUGAUUUUAACUUGUCUGACUUGGAGCUCUCUGCUGCUAUGAUCGAUUAUCUCCUUAACUGA
Messenger RNA from Boleophthalmus pectinirostris (great blue-spotted mudskipper), 897 nucleotides. RefSeq names its product cone-rod homeobox protein-like. The record is from RefSeq and is a predicted model, not a curated record. Bases 1 to 897 code for a protein of 298 amino acids. Lineage: Eukaryota; Metazoa; Chordata; Actinopteri; Gobiiformes; Gobiidae. Gene Ontology annotation, molecular function: DNA-binding transcription factor activity, RNA polymerase II-specific; RNA polymerase II transcription regulatory region sequence-specific DNA binding. Gene Ontology annotation, biological process: regulation of transcription by RNA polymerase II. The transcript has 3 exons.